This is a messenger RNA of Lycium barbarum (goji berry), 1327 nucleotides long. RefSeq names its product alkaline ceramidase-like. The coding region runs from base 381 to 1148 and encodes 255 amino acids. The transcript is spliced from 3 exons. Gene Ontology annotation, cellular component: membrane. The record is from RefSeq and is a predicted model, not a curated record. NCBI's taxonomy places the organism in Eukaryota, Viridiplantae, Streptophyta, Magnoliopsida, Solanales, Solanaceae. Gene Ontology annotation, biological process: defense response to other organism; response to salt stress; ceramide metabolic process. Gene Ontology annotation, molecular function: hydrolase activity, acting on carbon-nitrogen (but not peptide) bonds, in linear amides.
UGGAUAUACUCCUUGACACACAUGCGUGACAUUUAAAUAUUUCUCUCACAAAUCCAAAUUCUGCCCCAUUAUAUUAGCAUCUGAAAAAACGUAAAAUAUAAGUACUAAUAUUAGCGGAUCCUUUCCCUUCCUUUUCUAUUAGCAACUCCAAAUUUAAUGCUUACAAAUCCAUCUUUUUUUUAAUGUUUUUUCUCAACCCUAGCAGAGAGAAAGAGAGAUAGAUUGCUGUGUAUGUAUAUAUAUUAUUUUAUUAUAUAUAUAUAUAUAUAUAUAUAUAUAUAUAUAUAUAUAUAUAUUAGAGGAGCAAAUCUAUACAGAUUUACAGCAAACUCAUAGGGUGGAUUGCAUCUGAUUUGAAAGGUACAUAUAUAUUUUGAAAAAUGGCAGAUGCCAUGUCAAACUUUUGGGGUCCUGUAACAUCUACCAAAGAGUGGUGUGAGCUAAAUUAUGUCCGCUCCUCCUAUAUUGCAGAGUUCUUUAAUACCAUAUCAAAUGUUCCAUGCAUAAUUUUGGCUUUGAUUGGUCUUGUGAAUGCCCUCAAACAGCGGUUUGAGAAAAGGUUUAGUGUCCUUCAUAUGUCAAAUAUAAUACUUGCCAUAGGGAGCAUGAUAUAUCAUGCGACGUUGCGGCAGAUGCAACAGCAAGGUGAUGAGACACCCAUGGUCUGGGAAAUGCUGCUCUAUAUUUACAUCAUUUAUUCACCAGAUUGGCAUUACAAGAGUACAAUGCCCACUUUUUUGUUCCUUUAUGGUGCUGCAUUUGCCAUUCUGCAUUCACAGAUUCGCUUUGGUCUUGGUUUCAUGCUACAUUAUGCACUAUUGUGCAUUCUUUGCAUUCCUCGCGCAUAUAAGUAUUACAUUCAUACAGAAGACAGAUCCGCAAGGCAGCUUGCAAAGUUAUAUGUGGCCACUUUAUUAGCUGGAGCUGUUUGCUGGCUGUGUGAUCGUCUAUUCUGCAAGGACAUUUCACGCUGGUACUUUAAUCCACAAGGUCAUGCAGUAUGGCAUGUCCUUAUGGGUUUUAAUGUGUACUUCGCAAAUGCAUUCUUGAUGUAUUGCCGUGCUCAGCAAAGAGAAUGGAAUCCAAAAAUCAAGCACUUCCUCGGAUUUUUGCCAUACGUAAAGAUCCAUAAACCGAAAGCUCAGUAGCAGAAGUUAUUACUCCGAACUCACCCUGUAAGAAAAAGCAGUGCAUGAAAUGGCACCAAGGAGCAAGGUGCCAUGCCAGGACUCGUGAAUUUUUGUCUUCUCCAAUGCGGAGUAUUGUGUAUAUGAAAGUUUGAAUCAGUUUACUGGUUUGGGUAGUAAUCAAAUUUUUUACUGUACAA